CCUCGAUUCCUGAGGCACCGCCCGCUAUGCCCCCACUACCGCUCUAGGCUCGACGGCCAAGCCGCCGAUCGCGCGCGUGGCCUUGUGUCUCAGGAGCGUCCUGCGAUAGAUAUGCCUGGAUCCAUUCGCGUGAUUAAAAUUUUUCUUGCGCUGUGAAUAAUUUUUUUAUUUUUACACACAAUUAAAGUUAUUAAUAUUAUUUUUACGUCUAUAAACAUAUUUGUAUGUACAUAUAAUGACAAUAAUAAAAUAUAAUGUAAUAAUUGUAAUUUUGUCAAUAGCUUUCCACAUCAUCCAGAAGGGAUAUACUAUUAUUGACGCGUUUUUUUUUAAGUGGUUUCCCUUAUGCCUAUUCAACUAAACGAUAAUAAGAACGAUAAUAAAGUAUGUGACUUGGCAAGAAAAUUGUACUCGAAACGUAUUAAUUUUUAUUUGAUCUUUUGGGUUGUUUGCACGAUUCUACAAGAAAUAGUAUAUCCACAGAUAAUUUAGAAGAAUUAAUUCGUAUCAACGAGGAUAAUGAUGUAUCGCUUUUCUGUGAAAGACGAACGUUUUUCUGUAUUUAUAUUUUUUAUUAACAUGGAAAAAAUUCAAAGAUGAAAGUUUCGGAGACGUGGACAACACGAUGCAUCUAAAAUUUUGAAGAACUCAACUGUCUUUUCUAACCGUGCUUUCAAAGAAAGAUUAUGUCGCAAAUCGCAAGUUCUGCCUGAAAUUCUAGGCUUUAUUUUUCGAUUUGCACAGCGAGAGGAUUCUCAAACAGAAAUAAAUCAUUUCUUAGCGUUUCGAAGUCAUUGAAACGCGUAUCAAAUUGAUUUAUUAGAGAAUUGAUUAUAUUUAUAUACUUUUUAAAAUUACAUUCUGUGCCAUAUUUUUCGAAGAGAAUCUGGCAGGACGGAAAAAAGUGAAGAAUAUUGUUUUUAAUUGACUUUUGAAUAAUUGUAACUUAUUGCAAAAUAAAUUGACAUGACUAACUAAUUGAGAAAUUAUUUGAUCGGUCUUUUACAGCUUUAAAUUCAGAAUAUUUAAAUGGUUUGUCAUGUCAGUUAUGAGAGCAAGUUUGCAAAGCGAGUUUACAUUCUGGAAAAAAGAUUUAACUUCUUCAUAUUUUGCAGCAAAGUUUUCUUGCAAGAAAAAAAAGAUCUCUUUUCUUAUUGCAAAGUACGUUAUAUUAUGUUCUUGAAGAAAUUGCUGAAAAAGAAUUGUUUUUUAUGACUGAGAAAUUUUUAACCACUUUUAAUAAUAUUAAUGAUUUUUCACUUAAGGGAAUGCUAGCAGCUUCUUCAAGAGUCGAUGAAUUUCUAAAUGACUACUGCUGCGAUGAGGCAUUUCUUUACAAAUUUUUCCUUGUAGAAUGACUUGAAAUUUUUUGCGAUUAAAUUUGAAAUUGCAUAUGAGGCUUUAAGAGCUUGUACUGAAGAUGUAGCAUUCGAUAUUCGAACUACACCUUCUUAAUAAAUCAAUUUGAAUCCUUCGAUUAAGUUAAACUUCUCCUCGUCUACAUACUUCGAGUACUCGUGCAAAUGCUUAAUCUUAUAAUGCCUAAACAGGGCGUAUUUUUUAACAAUAUUGGGUUUAUGUAAGUCAAUUGAGCAUUUUUGUUCGAAUCGUGCAAAACGAUUUUUCACAUGUCAAGGAGCUAUUAGAUUUCGUUCCAUUGCAUUCAAGAACAACAGGCUUGGAUAUUUUCAAAGCCGUUGAUCAAACUUUAAAAAAGUUUGAUACUAAUUUUGUUAAAUGUUCAGCUAUCGUUACCGAUGGUGCAAAAGCAAUGAUUGGUGCAAAGAAUGGAUUAUUCGGUCAAAUAAAGCAGCGAGUUAAAGUUCCCUGUCAUUCAUUGCGUAAUUCAUCAAGAAGCGUUAUGUGGGAAAAUUGUGAAACUAUCCACGGCAAUGCAAACCGUGACAAAAAUUAUCAAUACUAUUAAAGGUGGUCAAAAAUUUCUUAGUCAUAGAAAGUUUCAGCAAUUUCUCCAGAAACAUAACGCAACAUACACAGAUGUGCCUCUAUAUUGUGAAGUUCGGUGGCUCAGUGCAAAAAGAUGCUUAGAAAAAUUCUUUGCAAUAAGAAAAGAGAUCUUCCUUUUCUUGCAAGAAAAUUUUGCUGCAAAAUAUGAAGAAUUCAAAUCUUUUUUCGAGGAUGUAAACUCGCUUUGCGAGCUUGCUCUCAUAACUGACAUGACAAAUCAUUUAAAUAUUCUUAAUUUAAAGCUGCAAAAGACCAAUCAAGUAAUUUCUCAAUUAGUUAGUCAUGUCGAUUCUUUUCGUAGAAAAUUACAAUUAUUUAAAAGUCAAUUAGAAAGCAAUAUUCUUCAUUUUUUUCCGUCCUGCCAGAUUCUCUUCAAAGAAUACGGCACAGAUUGUAAUUUUAAAAAGUAUAUAAAUAUAAUCGAUUCUCUAAUAAAUCAAUUUGAUAGGCGUUUCAAUGACUUCAAAACGCUAAGAAAUGAUUUAAUUCUUUUUGAGAAUCCUCUCACUGUGCAAAUCGAGAAACAAAGUCUAGACUUUCAGGCAGAACUUUGCGAUUUGCAACAUGAUCUCUCUUUAAAAGCACGGUUAGAAAAGGAAGUUGAGUUCUUCAAAAUUUUAGAUGCAUCGUGUUAUCCACGUCUCCGAAACUUUGGUCUUCGAAUUUUCUCCAUGUUUGGGUCCACAUAUUUAUGCAAAUGCUCAUUUUCUAAAAUGAAAAAUAUAAAAACAGAAAAAUGUUCAUCUUUAAGCGAUGCAUUAUUAUCCUCAUUGAUGCGAACUAGUUCUUCGAAAUUAUCUGUGGAUAUACCAUCCCUUGUAGAAUCGUGCAAACGGCCCAGAAGAUCAAAUGAAAAUUAAUACGUUUCGAGUUCAAUUUUCCUGCCAAGUCACAUAUUUUGUAUCGUUUAGUGGAAUAGGCCUAUAGGGGAAACCACUUAAAAAAAACGCGUCAACAAUAGUACCUCUUGGGUGAUGUGGAAAGCUAUUGACAAAAUUGCAAUUAUUACAUUAUAUUAUAUUAUUGUCAUUAUAUGUACAUACAAAUAUGUUUAUAGACGUGAAAAUAAUAUUAAUAACUUUAAUUGUGUGUAAAAAUAAAAAAAUUAUUCACAGCGCAAGAAAAAUUUUAAUCACGCGAAUGGAUCUAGGCAUAUCUAUCGCAGGACGCUCCUAAGACACAAGGCCACGCGCGCGAUCGGCGACUCGGUCGUCGAGCCUAAAGCGGUAGUGGGGGCAUAGCAGGCGGUGCCUCAGGAAUCGAGGCGAAAUGUGCAACUAAUUCCGAGCACUGAUUUAAAUUAUUUGUACAAAUAAAAUAAUAAAAAUAAUAAUACAUAAAAAAUUUUACAUAAACACAUUUCAAAAUUGGACGAAAUCAAUUAGCCAAAUAUAUUUGAUAAAAAGACUUAAAAAAAAUCUUAUAAAAUCUAUCAAAAAGUUAUUUGGGAAUGUUAUUAAUAAUAACAGAUAAUUGCAUUCUUGUAUACAUAUAUACUUAUUGAUAUCAAUAACAUAGUCUUGGAAAUAUUUAAAAAAUGCGAUCCGAACACGCCAAGUUUUUGCUUCUAUAAUAGUAUAAACACAUUCUAUAAACACAUUCGCCCAACAUUUAUUUAUCUCUUCUCUGCCACAAAAUGCAUUUCCACUCUCCAUCUCAUUCAUUCUCCUUCACUCUCUCUACCUGCUUUCAUCCCUCACCCAUCCCUCCUCUCCUUUCUCAUGCCUCUUCCUUUCCACCAUCCUCAUUCACUAUCCUCCUUUCCCUUCUUCUCCCAAUACCUUUUUUACCUCCUCUGCCAAUUUCCUCCUUCCUCCACUUCUCAAUCUCUACACAUCUACCACACGUUUUCAACUAUCUACCUCUCCUCCACAUAGCCUGCACAUCCUUUCCUUUUCCUCCUCCCAGUUUCUACUCUCCCUUAUCUCAUUCCCCAAUCUAAAUCUCGCUACCCUCUGCCGCCUACUUUCCCCUCAGGCUUUCUUCAAAUAUCCCGGGAUUUCUUCUCCUUUUAUUUCUCUAUACCAUCUAUUAUACCUUUAAUCCUUAAUCUUCUCCCAUCUACCUCUCUUCUGCUUCUUCUUUUCUUCUUUUUUACAUUAUAACCAUUUUCCCCCUCUCUUCGCCUUUCCACUUCCUCUACAUCUAAACCUAUAUACUCUCAAAAAAUUCUUUUCUCUCUCCUUCCCGACUCACUCUUACCCUUCCUUUGCUUCAUUUUCCCUCAUCUCAUCCAGACACCUCCUUGCCAGAACACUUCCUCUUCCCUCCUCCAGUCUCUCUUUAAAGCUCCACGCUCUUCUUCCCGCUUUUCCCUCAAACUUGUUUCUAUGCAGCUCUUCUCUUACCAAAUAUCCCGGUGUCCUCCUUUCCACUCAUAAAAUUCAUCUUAGAUAUCGUUCUUCUAUUCCCUGAAUCUUUCCCCUCUCCUUCCAACCCAUAACACGUCACUGUCCAUACUAGUCUAUCGAAGACCCACAAUCUUCUCUCCCAGUCUCCUCCAAAUUUCCCUCCAAUAAAAGUGGCAAGUUUUCGGUCGAAAAAGAAAAAAUUUUGUUUUAUAAUAAAUUUUAUGUUUAAUUCUUAGUAUUUAUUGUUUCUUUAUUCGUAAUACAUGUUCAUAUGAUAUAAGAGUGUAAGUUACAAAUUGCCACGUAAUACUUUAUUGACGACGCAAAUAUUCUUCCCAGCGCGUCUACCGACCACAAGUGGAACUAACAUAAAUCAGACAGUCUGCGUGAGUAUUUGACAGCUCUUGUAUGUAAAAAUUAAUAAACAAUAUAAUAAAUACAUACGGAAAAUCUAAUUAUAAAGAUGUGGAAAAACGUGUUACUACGUAUUGUUGUUACGUAUUAUUUAUUUAUAUAAACAUGGAUAAAUCUGCAAAAGAUUUGAAUACUUCUAAGCAAGUAAUAAAAGUUAUUAUUUAUGAUAUCCCUUUCUUUCUUUGUUUUUUUAUUAUUUUAUUAUAUAAUGUUAUGUUAUAUUCACCAAAAAAAUACUAUUAAAGAUCGCUAAACUUAUGGAAGUUCACGUCACUAUUAAAAUUUAAAAUAAUUAAGACUAAGACAUUUAAUAAUAUAAUAUUCAUUAUAUGAUUUAUUAUUAUCCUGUUUUUUAUAAAUAUGUAUUUAUAUUUAUAAUUCAACGUUUUGUAUUUCAUUUAAAACUGUAAUUUUAAUGUUAUCAUCUAAGACUAAACAUAGAGAUAAUUGUACAAAAAGAAUUCACAGCAAUAUACAGGGUAUGUAUAUGUGUUUAUAAAACAUUUAUACAAGAAGUAUAUAAAAGAAUUUAACUGGAGUUCCUUUAAUAGUCACAAAAGUUUGCCUUAAAAUUUAUACAAAAAAUUUUUUAAUAAAGUUAUAUAAAAUUACAACUAUCGCUGCAAAUAAUUUUGAAAAUUAUACAAGUUGUCUACGCGUUUGUAAAUUUGUCGUGUACAAGUAAAAUUAAUUUCUUGUAAAAGUAACAUUUAACACAAAAAAAAUUAAUUUUAUUUGCACACUACAAAUAAUU
Molecule: messenger RNA, 5487 nt
Organism: Monomorium pharaonis (pharaoh ant)
Lineage: Eukaryota; Metazoa; Arthropoda; Insecta; Hymenoptera; Formicidae
Product: general transcription factor II-I repeat domain-containing protein 2B-like
Exons: 2
Coding region: 1893-2828 (311 amino acids)
Source: RefSeq, a predicted model, not a curated record